UCGCCUUGUCCUACAUUCUCGUCGCUGCGUUCAAACAGUGACGAGAAACUGGCUAGGUUGAAAACGUUAGUAUGGGAUUAGGUGUUAAUUGACAUACUCACGUUUAAAGAACGACGUUUUUGUUCUAACAUAAACGUUUCGAAAAGCAGUGGCCUGUCAGGGUUGUUUUAAUGACGACAGACUGGAAGUUUUUAAGUGGCUUUGCAGUUUUGCUAGUUUGGACGAAGCCGAGUCUGAAGACCCCAUCUACGUCUUAAAGCUAGUGAAACAGAAGGCACUUGAAGGGGCGCAAAUAAAAAUUUCCUUACUCGAUGACAUUACAUCGCAAUGUCCGAUCGUUUGGGGCAAAUAACCAAGUCCAAGGAUGGGAAAAGCAAGUACAACUCGCUCAGCUUAUUUGACAAGUACAAGGGAAAAUCAAUAGAAUCUCAGAAAAACACAGUUCCUCGACAUGGCUUGCAGAGUCUUGGCAAAGUGGCCGCUGCCCGGCGCAUGCCCCCACCAGCUCACCUGCCGAGCUUGAAGUCUGAAAACAAAGGUAACGAUCCCAACGUAAUUAUUGUGCCCAAGGACGGUACAGGAUGGGCAAACAAGCAAGAACAACCCGAUCAAAAGAGUUCUGUUGCAUUAAUAACACAGCUGCCGGAGUUGCAGCCGCCGCUGGCUUUACAGAAAUCUGUUUCCAAUCUUCAGAAGCCCUCACCGGUAGCCAACCAGGAGAACACAAACACAGGUGGACCAAAGCAAUGGGCCCAGCUAAAUGGAAAGGCCGUAGAGCAAGAUGGUUCAAGGGUCUCAAACCGACUUCAGCCCUUCUCUCACGAGGAAUUUCCCACCCUGAAGGCAGCUGGAGAACAGGACAGGGCUGGCAAGGAAAGAAGCGGCUUCGAUCCGUCGUAUGGGCCAGGACCAAGCCUCCGCCCCCAGAAUGUGACGAGCUGGAGGGAAGGUGGUGGCAGGAACCUUCAACCCUCCUUGACCCUCGGCCUACCUGCAGAUUCCGAGGGUAAACUCACUGCCGUGGGUGAGACUGGGAGCCCUCCAGCCACAUCUCACCCUCCCUCUGCCACUAGCACCACCUCUUCAAGCGCAGCGCCGGCAGUGUCGCCGGUUCUCGAGUCCAAGGAGCCUUCCUUGCGUCCCGCCCAGCCUGUUCGCAGAACCACCGUUCCCGCUGCUUUGCAGUACCAGCUUCACCACACCUCAAACGCUGUCUACCAUGAUAUGUUACCUGCAUUUAUGUGUGCUAAAGAGACACGUGAUACCCCAGUGACAGAACAUGCUUCUACUACUGUAGCAGCUCCAGCACGGUUCGACAGCAAACCAACUUUUAGACAGAUUCAUGCCAAACCUGAACUUGCCAAUGGUGGUGUAAGAAGAGAGACUCGCUUUGUGCGUGCCCCAGCCCGGCUAACAUCACAGCCCAUCCGCAGACCUGGUGAUCGUCCAGUUCGACCAGCCAUUAUCAAUCCAGAGGAUUUGAAGGAUCUGGAUGAUCUUGACAAUGACUGCGAGGAUGGAUGGGCUGGUCUCCAUGAAGAAGUUGACUAUAGUGAAAAACUCAAGUUCAGUGAUGAUGAAGAUGACCAUGGCCCCAGUGAUAAAAAUAAAAUGUGGACUGAAUGGGAGAGGGAGCGUGACAACCAGCCCGACUGUCAUUCUUCCCUGAGCUCGGGUGAAGGUUACCCACAAGAUGGCCCUGAAGAGAACUAUUCCUACCCAAAUCACCAUCUGGAGCCUUCUAGGAAGACCAGUGGCAGAUAUCUCUCAGCAGACCCACAGAAAAUCCAAAGUGAGUCACUGACUGAUCAGGAAGAUCACCAGCGCCAUUCUCACACCCAAGCUCCUGCUCGGGCCAAGUAUGUAUCACCAGAACUAUCAGAAGCUGUAGAGAGAGCUCGUAGACGCAGGGAAGAAGAAGAGAGGCGUGCUCGUGAGGAGCGGCUGGCUGCCUGUGCAGAAAAACUAAAAAAACUGGAUGAAAAGUUUGGGAAGAUUGAGAGGCAAACAUCAAGAACAGAGGAAAGCCUGAAGGAAGGAGAAGGCAAAGAAGUACCACUCUCUCCAAACAGGGAACCAAUCAAAGGCUACAGUGACAACUGGCAGUACAGUAGCAAAGAUGAAGGUGAAUGUCCUCCAGAUAAUUCUUCAGGCCAUAGUUAUAGUGAGGAAACUGCAUUCGCCACUUAUCGUGGCAGCGAGGAUGAUGUACUGGAGCCCUCAUCCCCUCCAGGGGACUACAAUGGACGUCAUACCUCCAAACCUAUUGCACCCCGAUUUCAAAAACCCCAGCAGCAGGAUCAAGUAUACAAGAUGCAACAUUGGCAGCAGUCCAGUCACUCAGCACCAUCUAACUCAAGCCACGGCCAGAGAGGCUAUUAUCCUCCGCAUGUCCUCGGAUUUGACCCACGCUGGAUGAUGAUGCCACCUUUUAUGGAUCCUCGCAUGACCCAAGGACGAUCUCCUGUGGACUUCUACCCUGGAAUGAUGAAACCCAUGAUGCAUCAAGAUCACUUGAGCAGUCCUGGUUCUGAUGAGGGAUCCCAUUCCAAUGUGCACCAGGAACGAAGAACCCCCUCCUCUGAGUCUUACCCUAUUUGGAACCAAGAUGGCUACCCACUGCGCAGCUUUACCCCACCUUACCAGAGACAAAAUGAAAACUCAGACAGCGGUCAGCCAGAUGAGAGAAGUGACGUGACCAGUUCCCAGCAGGAUCAGUAUGAAGACAAGUCUAGUGAAUGCGUGACAAAUGCUCAAGAUGAUCUCCCCCAUCAUGCUUUCCAGAGCCGCAGCCCAGAAAAAGUGUAUCAUGACCAAGACUUGCUUACAACUGCCCAGAAUCACUCACAAAAUAAUUCAGACAACGAAUACCCAAAACAAGACAUUAGAGAGAAACAUCUGAAAGAUAGUCCUGAAUGUCAUGAUGAGACCAUACAUGGUUCCAAAGACAACUGGAAAAGAGAUGGAGGCCACAAACAAGAUGGUGCAGUUAUUGCACAGAGCCAGUGGUCUGAAGCUGGUUCCAGUGGUAGUGUCAACCAGCCACCUGAGACAAGUGGGCGUACACUGAUUCGCAGAACCGGACCCAUUAAGAAACCAGUUCUUAAGGCUCUAAAAGUGGAAGACAAGGAGAAUGAGAAGCCUAAGCCUGAACCAGAGGAGAAGCCUGUCCCCUACCGCCUUGAGAAAGAGGUCCUUACUAACGUGUAUGACUUAAAGAAAGACAACCAGCCUGCCAUCAGCCGUCGCGCAGCCUCACCCAUUGUUGAGAAACAGCCUGAAGAAAAGCAGCACCAACAACCACCACCACCACCCCCCAUGAAAAUGGAGAGACCUUUGAGCACUCUCAGUGAUGAUUGUUCUAAGGAGAACACAUGGGAAAGCAGUAAGGGCCACUCACCCAGAGAUAGCCAAGAAAUCCGGGAUGCCCAGGCCCCAAGACGCAAUAACUGGAUUUUCAUUGACGAAGAGCAGGCCUUUGGUGGAACCAGGGGGACAGGUAGGGGUCGCAGUCGAGGCUUUAGGGACUUUAACUCUAGAGGAGGAAUUCGUGGUGGCCGAGGUGCAGAUAAUCUCAGAGGAGCUUACAACAAUAACAGCAGCAGUGCCAUUGGUGCUCCACGUAUAGGCAGAGGCCGAGCACCACCUAGGGAGCUUGUUAAAGUUGAGGAGUACCAGAGAGGCAAGCCCCGGAGGAGAAAUGUCAGUGAGACCUUGAGUGAAGCCUCUGAAUAUGAGGAGCUGCCCAAGAGGAGACGCCAGAAGGGGUCUGAAAACGGUGAAGGUUUCAUCGAGUCUGCUGAGGUCCGCAAAGCUGACAGAGAUUCUUGGAGAUCUAACAAGGUGUAUACAGAUGACCAGGCUGCUGCAGAGUUCAAGGAAAAGAGCAAAAGCAGCAGAAAUUUUGGGGGUCGCACUUUGCCUCCUCGACUGAACACCACUGGUAGUUACAGCCGAAGCUUUGGAGGCUCCAGAGAUGUUUCAACGUGGAGGGGCCGUGGUCCCCAGUUUGGUAGCAAUGGUGGCUCUUUACAGGAGAAUGGUUAUGGUCCUGCAUCUGAAGCGACAUAUUCCCGUAGGUUUCCUGCAGAGCGUGAUGCUCUCAAGUAUAACCCUAAAUUUACUGGCUCUGUAAUGGAUAAUGGCACAGAAGACCGUGAAGACUACUACUUUGACAACGAUAACCCUGACAGACAGAUGUUAAGGAGACGUCGUCCACCACGACAGGAUAAACCUCCUCGCUUCCGUCGUCUACAGCAAGAGCGUGAGCCGGGUUCAAACCAGUGGACCACUGAUGAAUAUGUGAAUGGAGAUUUUGCAAAACCCUGGCCUGGUCGCUCUAAAACUGCUGGGGAGGAGAGCUGGCCCAGUGGUCACUACUCGGGCAGAGCUGCUUUACAUGGUCAGGUGGAAGAAUGGGAGACGGGCUCAGACAAUAGUGACUUCAAUGACUGGAGGGAAAAGCGAGGGGGAAGUGGAGGUGCAGCUCCUCAGGGACCUGGUGAUGUUCCCUCUGACUCUGGCCACAGUGAACUAGGUUCUGGUGAAAAAAGAGAACUUUCUAAGAGGAGUUUCUCCAGCCAGAGACCAUUGGUGGAACGACAAAACAGGAAAGGAGAGCCAUCACUUCUGGAGGCAGGCAAGAUGACGCGUACACCAGAGCCUCCCUCAAACACCUCCUCCAACAGAAGUGACACUUGGCAGAAUGGAGGAAGUACUUGUAAAAGCAGGAGCCCAGAUGAGUUGGGUCCAGUCUAUAGCAUUGAGCAGCAAGAGGAGAGAGAAUCCAGUGAGACCUCUGGGAAAGAACUGGAAGAGAUGAAGCCAGGACCUGUCAAGACAGAAAUAGCUGAUUCUCUGUCCCAGUAUGAUCUCAGCAGCUACCCAAUUGAGGGUGAUGCAGGUGGACCUCUUUCAAGUCAAGAUGGAUACCAGGACGCCUUGUCCAAAAAGCAAAGGCGUCCACAGGAGGAUGAGAGAAGAAGAAGAGAGCAGGGCGCUGCUGUCCAAGUAAAAAACCGGACAAUUACUUCUAAGAUCCCUCCACGCUUUGCCAAAAAGCAGGGAAGCAUGAGCAUGGAACAACCUGAAGAGGCACUCACCAACAAUCUGGGAACUGAAAUCUGGGAGACAAAUAGUUCAGCUCUUUCAGUGCAGUCAUCAGGAGGAGACUCAUGGACUAAACAGGUGUCUUACACUGGGAGUGAGCCAAACUCUGAGGACUCUGAUGCAGGCCCAGAGCAGAGUAAAGAACAGCACAAACCAGGGCCCAUCGGAAACGAACGUUCCCUAAAGCAUCGCAAGGGCUCAGAAGGUGUGGAUCGUCUUGAAGGUGGCCCCAUCACACCAGUCAAUGGUGUGGAUCUGCAUGUGGACACUGUGCUUCCUGUGCCUCCAAUUGAGUUUGGUGUCAGUGCCAAAGACUCUGAUUUUAGCCUUCCACCGGGUUCUGCCCAAGUGCCCGUGUCCAAUCCUGUCAACAAACUUCAGGAUGCACUUACCUCUAAUACUGCUCUCAACCAGAGUAUCCCUAUGCUGCGCUCCAACCACCUUCAGCCUGGCAUUAACCUCAACCCCAUCUCAUUCCCUAGUGCUGAUCUUACACUCAAGAUGGAAUCAGCGCGAAAGGCGUGGGAGAACUCCCAGUCUCUCCCUGAGCAAGGUUCUCCUGGUGGAGUUUCAGGUGUUCAGCCGCCCUGCAGUGUUGGAUCAUCUAGUGGUGUCAGCUACAGUUCUUUUGGUGGUGUGUCAAUGCCACCAAUGCCUGUGGCAUCAGUAGCACCCUCUAUGUCCAUGCAAGGCAGUCAUAUUCCACCUCUAUAUCUCGAUGGUCAUGUUUUUCCAAGCCAGCCACGCCUUGUACCUCCCACCAUGACCCAGCAGCAGACAUACCAGCAGGCAGCUGCAGCUCAACAGAUUCCCAUUUCCCUGCACACCUCCCUUCAGGCCCAGGCUCAGUUAGGACUUCGUGGUGGUCUGCCUGUUUCUCAGUCUCAAGAGAUGUUCAGCUCGAUCCCCGCUUUCAGGUCCCAGGUUUACAUGCACCCCAACUUGUCUCAGCCCAAUCCAAUGGUGCUGUCUGGUGGCGCCCCACUCAAAGGGCCUUACUCUGCCUUUCCUGGCAUGCAGCCCUCAGAUAUGGUCAAGCCACAGUCAGGCUCACACUACCAGCCAAUGAAUGGCAGCCAGCAGCUGGUCUAUGACAGCCAGAUAAACCAGGGCCCUGGAAUGGGCUCUUCCCAGUUAAUGGACUCUCAGCUCAUACAGGAAAAUCUUUUUCACCACCAGGUGACAAUGCCCCUCAAUGCCUCUCAGCUGCGCUACGGCUCUGCUCAGCAGCACCUCAUUCUCCCCCAGUCCAUCCAACUGCAGCAGGGGCAGAACCUUUCAGUGGGCGCUCCCAGAAGAAUGAUGCCACCAGGCUCUCAGCCCACUGUCAUGACCAGCAGUCGAGAGUGUCUGUCAUUUUCUUCUCAGGGCUCACAGAUGGAAAUGAAGGGCUUCCAGUUCUCUGACAAGCCCAACCACUCUCCUGGCAUUUCUGGAGGGUCUUAUAGCCUUUUCUUCCCUCUACUUUUUAACAGACCUGGGUCUGCAAGUCCCAGUGGAAAGACUUCUGUUCCUGGGGGCCCUGUGGGUCCUCUGCCAACACAUUUUACACAGCAGGUCCCAACUGCCCAGGGUAACAUGGUGAUGCACAUGCGUCCUCCCACCACAGGUCCUUUCCCUAACCCUAUCCAGAGACCUGUUAUGCAGGUGAACAAACCUGUAAUCAUCCGUUCCCCCCCUUACCCUAAUCCUGGCCGUGACCCCUCCCACUCCACCCCUCCCUCAGUCCCUGAGCACCCUGUUAAAGGGCCAGAAGAUGGCAUGAAGAAUAAAACCAUGCGUGAAGUGCUUAAGGUAGUGGGUGAAGGCAAAGCACCGUCCAGUGGCAUGACCAGCAAACUCCAGGAGCCCCUCCCCUCCUUGGGCCAAGCCAAACCAGCACGUACAGGAGCCAUCAAACCACAGGCUGUCAAAGUAGAGGAGGGCAAGGCAUGAAAGCAGUGAACCUGAAAGUCUUCAUCAUCCUCUCACCCCCGCCUCCCCUAGCUCCCUCUGGUCAACAUGAAGCUCCUUGACCAAAGUCUGAGCCUUCUGACCACCAUCAUGUACAAAGGCACACAGGCAUAGGGGGCAAACAGGCAGACAACACGAGUUGCCCCACUCCCCACCCCCCACUCUUGAACUGUCACAACUGUACACUGUUAUUUCACACCACGUUUAGAGAUAUAUAAAUAUUAUAAAUAUAUACAUAGACACAAAUGGUCUUUUAAGCAGAUCUCUUCAAGGUUCUUCUUUAACUUAUUGUUUUGUCACUUUACAGAUAUUUCACACUGUUGUGUUUCUCCUCAAUGCAGGAAAGAUGCAAGUGGCCAAUUCAGACACCGUUCAAUUUCCAUAGCUUUUUAUUUUAUUUUUUGGUUUCUCCAAAAAUGUAUUUCUGGACUAAAGCGCUUCAGACCAGGCAGACACUCCAUAGGACGCCCAGAGAGAAGAAAUAGUCUGAGUUAUUUUUAAAAAAUAAAAUGAAUUUAGCUAUGUGCAGUGGGGCACUUGUUAACACUGAUAAAUAGAGGCUUGAGUCACACUUGUUCAUACUAUUGGUCACGGACUUGCUCGUUAACCCAGAACAAACCGAAACUGGACAUCACCGCAUGUCAGGGCAAACUCAAGAGCGUCAGCCUCAAAUCCCAUCCUCCUGGGUUCUUCACCCAGCUUCAUUAUUGUGGCUAAACUGCUUUGUUAUCACUAUAAGAAAUGUGUUUUUCUAAAACGGUUUUUGCUUUCUGUUUGCUUUCUGAAGAAAAAAAGUGGACAUUUUACCAAAUCAUGCUGCUUCCAUUGAAACGUCAUUGACAUUGAUACAGCGUGUGCAUGUGAAGUGCUGAAUGUGUGUAAUAACUGCAGGAUUUCUCCAAAGGCUAGUGACAUUUCACACAGACUGUACCUGAACGCAGCAUUCACUUUGCUGACUUUAUGGUUUUUAAUCAAACCGAGCUGUAAAAUGUUUUGGGGAUUUUUUUUGGUGGGGACAGAUGGUGUUCUCAAAGCUGUAAAGAAACCAUGAUGUUGCUGUUUGAAAUGUUUGCUUUUUUUUUUUAAUCAGUUUGGGCUGUCAUUACUCCUGAGCUGUAAUUAUCAGAUACAUGUGGGUUUUUUUUUUGUUUGUUUUUUUUUUUUACAUGCCGUAACCUGGGGAAAUUAGUUCCUUUUUUUCAUGAAGGCUCCUGAAACACUGCUCACAAAUUCUGUUCUAAUCCUGCUCACUGUGGUGGGAGGUUUGAAGAAAAGGUCUCAUUGCUUUUGAUUAUUCAGCGCCUGGUCUCUUGAGGGGAGCGCUAGCAAUAAACAGAGCCUAACUAUAUUCACAAUCAGGGUCCAAAUAACGUCUUUUUUUUCCUUUUCAGUAACUAAUAAUCAUAAAUAAAGGGGUUUGCUUGCUGAAUACAUUUUUUUCCCUCUCGCUCUUUGUGCGCACUGCAGUUCCAGUGGACUACGAAGGACUUUUAAAGUGUUCUCUUUGAAAAUGUGAAGCUUUUGGAAACAAGUUUUUUUUUUUCUCUUUUUUUGUAAUGGACAAUUUUUGAAACUCAUGCCAAUAUCAUAACUGGGUAAAUGUUACUAACUUACUAUAAAACUCAAUGACACUACAAAAAGUUUAUCUUAAUGUUUCACUGGUAUAUAUGUAUAUGCAUAGUUAACUGUACAGUCAAUACAGCGAAGGGAGAUACACACACACAUACAUGCUUUUCAUUUUUAGAUAUCAUGGCACUAAAAGGAUUUCAUGUUGAAAAGGUCACUGUGUUCUGAGGUUGGACUGCUUCACUUGUUGAUACCUUUAUCAGACUUGGAGUGUUUUUGCCUCGUAUCUCUUAUUGAAAAAACAAAAACAAAAAACAAAAAAAGGUUCGCGAUGCUUUUCAUUGUUUCUGCACCAAAAUGUUGCCCUGACAUGUUUUUCCCUCUUUUUGUAUUUUUAAGAUGCACAUUUCAUUUUGUCAGAGGACCAGUGCUUUCUACAGCUGAUCCAGCAUUCUAUUUAUCCUAUCUGAUCUUUAUCUUUUCAGAUAUUUGGUCAAUACUCCCCCCUUGUUUUAAAAAAAGCUUAUUGAAAGAAAAAGAAAUAAAGCAGUUGUGAUUUCUUAAAUGUAUGGUUGUUUCUGUAAACUCACUUUGUCAUAUUAAAAAAAAACUCAUGCUUCAAAUAUUUUAA
Cynoglossus semilaevis (tongue sole) is the source of this 9259-nucleotide messenger RNA. RefSeq names its product proline-rich coiled-coil 2B (gene prrc2b). NCBI's taxonomy places the organism in Eukaryota, Metazoa, Chordata, Actinopteri, Pleuronectiformes, Cynoglossidae. Gene Ontology annotation, biological process: cell differentiation. Bases 328 to 7044 code for a protein of 2238 amino acids. The record is from RefSeq and is a predicted model, not a curated record. The transcript has 31 exons.